AUGGACGACGGCGGCGGGGGCGGGCGUGCGGCGUCGCCCGCGCUGCUGCUGGGCUCGUCGCCCGGCGCGGCCCACGCCCACGCGCACGCCCUCGCCCUCGCCCUGGAGCGCGACUGCAACUCCAACGCUGCCGGCAGCUUCGCCAGCGAGAGCGCCUCGCUGCCCGACGCGGACUUCGUGCAGGAGUGCCAGGACUACCAGUGGUUCCUCGACUACGGCACGCUGCCCGCCAUGUGCUGCGGGGACCUCCAGGCUGCGUGCGAGCCCGGCGGCGAGAUGUUCGCGAGCGUAUCCGGGUCGCUGCUGGCGCGCCUGGAGAUGGACGCCUCCUCCGCGGGCAGCCCGCCCUCUUGCGGCUCCCAGGGCGACGACUCUGCCGGGUCCACGGACACCAUGUCGCUGUGCAAGUCGGAGCUGCUGUUCUCGCCGGUGAAGGACUGCCCGCUGCCCGGCAGCAACUUCAGCGUGGACUCUCUGGACUGCGAUCUGCUCACGGAGCACGACAUCAUGCUCACGUGCCAGGCCAACAAGGACAACUACACCAUCGCCUUCGAGGGCAGCAUCUCGACGCCGGCGGCGCCGCUGCGGCGGGCGGGGGCGGCGCAGGCGGGCCGGGCGUCGCCCGCGGCGGUGGCGGCCAGCGCCUGCGCGCUGCGCCUGGGCGCCGGCCGCGCGCGCGCGCCUCGACCCUCCAUGCGCCUCCGACUCCGUCUACACCACGUGGAGCAGCUGCAGAAGCGCUCGGCGACGCGCAGCUGGCGUCGCGCGCGCGGCGGCGGAGGCGGCGGCCGCCGCGACGGCCGGCCGGGGGCGGCCACUCCUACGCCCACGCGCAGGCCGCAGCCCGGCGGCUCCCCCGGUCGCGGCGCGCUCAAGAAGCCCAAGGACGCUGCCCAACCUGUCCGCGCCGCCGCCGCCGCCUGCUGCUGCGAUCGCUGUCCGGCCGCCUCCGCCCGGCGGCGCCGCCGCCGCCGCCGCCAUGUCCCCUCCGCCGAGUGGACACGCGCAGCCCGGCCACCACCGUCAAGCUGUAGACGUGCAGCAGUCGUCCGAGCGUGCUGUUCCGAGACCAACAGCUUCGUGGACGGCGGCGCGUGCAGCACUGCGCAGCGGCCAGCGCCAAGCGGCGGGCGGGCGGCGGGAGUCCCGGGGGCGGCGCGCCCCCCGCAGCAGCACUUCAGCCCUCGUCAAGCUCUUUCAUGA
This is a messenger RNA of Gryllus bimaculatus (two-spotted cricket), 1203 nucleotides long. Lineage: Eukaryota; Metazoa; Arthropoda; Insecta; Orthoptera; Gryllidae. The record is from the annotation of a GenBank genome assembly.